Molecule: messenger RNA, 720 nt
Organism: Mesorhabditis belari
Lineage: Eukaryota; Metazoa; Nematoda; Chromadorea; Rhabditida; Rhabditidae
Source: the annotation of a GenBank genome assembly
AUGAACGUUCCAAUGGCGUUGAAACAAGACCUCGUUGUCAUAGUACUUGGACCGAUUGUGGGGCUCGAGCCGGUGUUGACUGGAGCGGCACUAACCGUAGCCCUCGUUCAACUCUUUGCUCUUGUCGCCGGUUAUGUUGCGACGGCGGGGGUUCUCUUGAUUGGAUAUCUCGAAGGAUUGAUUGUAGCCGAUGAAAAGAUGAUCUGUGCCCGACUCUUUCCCAUAUGUAACUCGAUGGAAGUUUCCGGUUUCUAUUCAAAACAAUUCAACCUACCACAAAUGAUAUUGAUAAAAUUGGUGGUCGGAUUGGUGACGUUGAAUUAUGUUCUCGCAAGUGUCAAUCUGAUCAUCCUUCACAUCGAUUAUCGCCGACUCGUAAUCAAAACGAUGAGAAGUGCAAAAACUUUGGCUAUUAAAAGAUAUUUCUUGCUGAUAACCACUUGUCAGAUUGUCUUAAUCAUUUGUUUUGUCGGUAUUCCUUGGACAUUAAUGAUCUCGAUCGAGUUUCUCACGUUUCUACAAACGAAUUUCCUUGAAAUGGUCUUGACUUGUGCUUUCCUUUUCUCGACUCUUCAUUCGGCAUUCAGCAGUAUGACGAUCAUUUUGGCGACAAAGCCCUAUCGAGUGGCGAUUCGCGGUUUCGCAUCGAGCUUCCUCAAAAAACCGAUAACCCCAUCCGUCAUUGUGAUAAAUAGUAGUAAUCAUAUUAGCGUAGUUCGA